AUGGCUGGGGGUCGCCCGAUGGCCGCUGAGCUGCGCCCUGGCAACCUAGCCAUGCGUCAGGUGAUAUCUGCUGUUAAAUUCGUUGAGCGCCUUUACGGUGGCGACCUGAGCAACCUCCGCCAGCUGUACCUGAGAAACGUGAACAACCCUUCCCAAAAGGACUGGCAGGGGUUCAAUGUCUCUUGGGACAUUGAUUCUAACGGUUCCGAGAGCCUCAGCGCCAGCCUGAGUUACUUUACGAGCGUGGACCUCACGUUCAAGAUAUACUGGACGAUUGACAGCUACUUUAAGAGGGCAGAGGGCUUCAACUUCACCCUUUUCAUGCAAACCACUCAAAAUCGGAAUGUUGUACUAAACACGACGGUCGCGGGUGUGCGCCUGGCUCCCUUUGUGGUAGAGAAGGAAAAUCUGCUCAUGUCUGCAAUGUUCCAUCCGCUGAACGAGAGGCUGUGGAUCCAUCGGGCGCUUGUGACAAAUAUCACACAGCAGAUGGGUGAUGUGGACGUCAUCAGCGUGGUAAUCCACCUUGUGGCGGCCAAUCGCAUCGAGGAAGUUAUGGAGGCGACCGCCAUAGGCUUUCCGCCCUCAGCCGGCUUUCCUCAGGAUGAUUACAAUGCCCCAAUGUCUGCAAUCCUUGGCUCUUGUGUCGCUGUGGUCAUUGUGGUCACGGCAAUCAUUGGCGCCAUCCUUUACUUGCGGCAAAAGCGUGCCAAGGAUGCUUUCCCUGCUACAGGCGAUGACAAGAGUCAAGACACAGAGUGUGGCCUGACAGGAGUCAAGAUAUCUGCAGGGAGCAUGAUGGAACCCAGCUCGAGGCGUUCCCUGGUCAGCUCUGUCUGCUCGGAGCUUGACAUGAAGAAGUGGUGUCUGCGCAACUCCCUGGAUGGAGAGGACAUUGAGAUAUGCUUCAGGAGCGAUGGCACGCCACAUGAGCUUGGCAGGGGUGGCUUCUGCAAGGUGUUGAAGGGGCUGCAUGGAGGUGUGAGGGAGGUGGCACUUAAGAUGCUGCUGGAUGUGGAGGACCCUGAGAAGGAGUUGGCCCGUUUUACUAAGGAGCUGGACCUUCUCAGGACGCUCAGCUUUGACAGCAACAUUGUGCAAUUCUACGGCGCCUCCAUCAUGGAGGGCUGCCCUGUGCUGGUGCUGGAGUGCAUGGAGGGAGGCGAUCUGUCCAAUGCCAUAUCCAACGACAGGAGCGGCGACCUGGGCUGGUACAGCAAGGGCCACAAGAUUGCCCUGGAUGUGGGCAGGGGCCUGUGCUUCCUGCACAGCUGCAGAGUGCGCAUCCAGCCCCCCGCACCUCUCCUCUGCAACUCCUUGCUCCGCCUUUGCUUGCAUGGGGACCUGACGUGCCGGAACAUCCUGCUGAACGCGGACUACACAGUCGCCAAGAUUGGCGACCUGGGUCUGGCCAAAGUGAUGCUGGCCACAAUCACAGACGCCAAUGCCGGUGGCACCCUCGCGUUCGCCGCGCCUGAGCUGCUGCUCAACAUGCGCUGCAACGAGAAGGCGGACAUCUUCUCUUUGGGGGUGGUCCUGUGGAACAUCUGCACUCAAGAGGUUCCACUGCGCGGCCAUCUUCGACGGCUGCAGGUGCCCGAGGAGUGCCCUGAGAGCAUAGCAGAGCUGAUAGACGAAUGCCUGGAGCGGCCUCCAGAGGACAGGCCCUCAGCCAAGGAGGCCUUUGAGAUCAUCAGGAACAGCAUGUCGCCAGACCUUUGCCGCGCAAGGCCGCCCCGGACGCAGGCGGGGUCAACUCCCAAGCGCAAGGACAUGGCGCGGCCGCCAGUUGCGCCGUCCAAGGAGCGCUGCUCCCCGCUGAGUCAGCGCUGGCACUCCGUCUCGGGCUGUUCUCUGUCGCGCCUGGCGCCGCGCGACCUGUGCCCCUCGGCCAAUCUCGCGCCGCCAAACCCCUUCCACACCGACUCGGCCAACAGAGACAGCGCGCCGCACGUCAAGGGCACCAUUGGAUGA
This is a messenger RNA of Coccomyxa subellipsoidea C-169, 1974 nucleotides long. RefSeq names its product kinase-like protein. NCBI's taxonomy places the organism in Eukaryota, Viridiplantae, Chlorophyta, Trebouxiophyceae, Coccomyxaceae. The record is from RefSeq and is a predicted model, not a curated record. Bases 1 to 1974 code for a protein of 657 amino acids. Gene Ontology annotation, molecular function: protein kinase activity; ATP binding. Gene Ontology annotation, biological process: protein phosphorylation. The transcript has 15 exons.